CGGCUGUACUCUGUACUGACUGCCCACCAUUAGCAAACCGUUAAACCAGUCGUGCGUUUGGCACGUAACAGUUCCGCACCUAUCAAACGUGGGAAACUAAACUGGGAAUGUCUUCAGAAUGUCACGUUUAAAAAUUUUCCAUUAAAAAAUAUUUUUCCCGCGCCAUCCUUCCUUCUCUCUCUUCCUUCGCGGUUGAAAUUUGAAACCAAAAGCCAAGAGCAAAGCUAAAAGGACGCGCGAUUCCUCGGGCGUAGAGCAACCUUCAUCUCUAUUUUUGUUCCUUUUGUUCUUAUUUAUUAUAGGGUUUUAGAUCGGAUGGUUCUGUUCUUCACUCUAGGUAAGGUUUGAAGCUUGGACAUCAGAGAUCAGAGUGUGCCACUCUUUAUCUUCACCGAAACUCUAAAAUGGUCUUCUGGGGUGUUGAAUUAAAGCCUGGAAAACCACACACACAUCAAUUCGACGCUGCGCCAGGAACGCUUCACAUAUCUCAUGCAACUUUGGGUAUUGGGAAGUCGACGAAGAGGACUUUGGUGCAGUGUAAUGUAGGGAAUACGAGACCUAUUUUCAUAUGCUCCUUGUUACCUGAUAAGACUGAGUCAUGCCCGUUGGACCUUGAAUUUGAGGAGGACGACGAUGUCGUUUUCUCUGUUCUUGGCCCCCAUAGCGUUCAUCUCUCUGGUUUCUAUCUCGGAAAUGUUUGGAAUUCUGGCGGAUACGGUGAUGCGGAUGAUACUGAUUCUCAUGGAGAGGACGUCGAGGAGACACAGAAAGAGAAGUCAACUGAUAAUAAUACUAAAGAUGAAUAUGAGGUUCAUUUCGAGGACAUUGAUCUUGAAGCUUACCCACCUUUACCUGCUCCCAACAGUGGAGUUGUGAUCGAGGAGAUAUUGGGCGGUGAGAAGGUUCCUAAUGAGAAUGGUAACAACAGACAUCCUGGUAAGAAGGACCAACCGAGUAAUUCUGAUGAUAGCGGCAGUUCUCAACGUCAAAUUGGUGUGAGUGGUAGUGCUGAUGCUCCAGUUUUGGAAAGUGAAGAUGAAUAUGGUUUCCCCAUUACCUCUUCAUUCAGUCGCGUUCCCACUCUUCAGAAGAAAGAAGCAAACGUGAAAGAGAAGAUGAAUAAGAAAAUAGCCAACAAAGGAAAGAGCAAGAGAAAAGAGGAAAGUGAUCUGGUUUCUGGCCUGAAAAAGAAAUGUGACUCUGUUCAAGAUGGUGAUUCAGAAGGGAGUCUUCAUGGUAGAUGGGAAGAAUCAAGUAAGAAGGUCACAACUUCACCAAAGUCUGCCACAAAGUCAGCGAAGAAGGAUGAAAGUCAAGUUGAAGGCAUCACAAAGAUGUCUUCCAAGAGAAAAAACACUCCAGUGAAGGAAGAGACUUCUGAAAUGCAGCAUGGUGCUAUAGACUAUGGUGACUAUGGUGAGAAUCUGGUUGGUUCCAAGAUUAAGGUUUAUUGGCCACAAGAUCGUAUGUUCUAUGAAGGUGUCAUAACAUAUUUUGACCCUGUUAAAAUGAAACAUAAGGUUUGUUACAGUGAUGGGGAUGUGGAGAUACUGUCACUUAGUAAGCAGAGAUGGCAAUUCAUUAAAGAAGAUGAUGUGGCAGGGGGACAAGAAACUGAUCUUGCAAGUCCUGAAGCUUCUUCUGACAUUCACCGAAAGAAGAAAGUGAAAACAGAAUCAGAUUCAUCAGCCAAGCAAGGAAAGACAGAUGCUUCUGCUAAAAGGGCUGGAGGAGUUUCGACCAGAAAAUCCAAAAGCAAAGCUACAAAAUCUGGUAGUGAAUUCAAUGAAGAUGUUAAACUCAGCAGUAAAUCCAAAGAUGAUAGCCCUAAAACUGUCCACAUAUCUAAGUUCUCAGAUGGGAUUAUUCCCAACAACAUUGAUGUUGGUGCUUCUGCUACUGGAGAUCACUCUAAGGAGAGAAAAACAAGAACCAGACCCCAGAGAACAAUGAGAAUGCAAAGGUAUUCAGAAGUCAUGAUCCAAGAGGAUGAUGCAAAUGCAAAGGCAACACGGUCAAGACUCAAGAAGGUGAUAUGAAUGGAAAGCCAUCAAAGCUCAAGACCUUGCUCAAUGGAUUAGUUAUUGAGGAGCUAGCAAUGGGAAAACCAGAUGGCCAAAGAACUUCUCCAGGCAAAAAGGUACGUUUACUCUGUUCAUAAACUACUACUCGGAGACAUCCACAUCUUGAAGUUUAAAAUCUCAAUAGAUCAUGUUGUAAAUUAUUAUUGGGCCCUACUUGUAUUUGUCUACUUUUUUUUCCUUUGAACUAUGGCCAGGAUAGUUAUUGGUGAUCUUGUGUUCUAAGGGAAAACAAGAAUGUUUCGCUUAGGCUUUGUAAAAAACUUUAGUAAUCAGUAUCCAUAUGAUUAUCUCACUCA
Messenger RNA from Macadamia integrifolia, 2380 nucleotides. Its product is annotated as peptidyl-prolyl cis-trans isomerase FKBP53-like. The record is from RefSeq and is a predicted model, not a curated record. Bases 405 to 2039 code for a protein of 544 amino acids. Gene Ontology annotation, cellular component: chromatin; nucleus. Lineage: Eukaryota; Viridiplantae; Streptophyta; Magnoliopsida; Proteales; Proteaceae. The transcript has 6 exons. Gene Ontology annotation, biological process: DNA repair; mitotic sister chromatid cohesion.